AUGUCUACGGACAAUUUGCCCAUUGAAAAAUGGCGCUGUAAGCUGCCGUCGUGUGUGUUUUCUGGUCAACGUCCGUAAGCCUUUCCUCGAAGGUGCCGCAGAGACUCGCCGCCAGUGAUCGUGGUGGGCUCGUCGGGCGCCUUCGAGGAAACCCCCCACAAUGCCAAAAGUCGUCGAGAACAUGCAACUUGGCUUUGCUGGCUGUCGCACCGCUUUUCGAAGGUGUUGCCGGUGGCUGACGUGCAGCGGGAGUGUCCCCGGUCGAGAGCCUCGUGAUCAGUACGAGGUGCUGUGCUUGGGUCUUACGGGUGCAGGCAAGUCUACAGCCCUGGCCACAUUAGUGGGGGAACCCUGGGAUGCCCUUGAGCCUACCACUGGCUUCAACAUCAAGACACUGCCAGUCAAUGAUACUGUGCUCAAUAUCAAGGAACUGGGUGGCUCGGUACGGCCAUUCUGGCAGGAGUACUUUGGAGAUGCACAUGGAGUGUUGUUCGUGCUGGAUGGCGCUGGUGGCGAAGCCUCCUUACAGGCAUCCCGCCAGACCUUGGCAGAAGUGCUGCCACAGCUGAAGGGGCGCCCCUGUGUUGUGCUGGCUACCCACGCUGACCUUUCGGGCUGCGCUACUCAAGCACAGGUGGAGCAACUGCUUGAAGGCCUGAUGCAUGGUCGAAAAUCAGCAGUGUUGUCUUGUUCCCGGGGCCAGCGUCAGGAAGUGCUCAAGGCGCUUGAAAUGCUCACUGGUUACAUGACGGCAUCCAUCAAGUAGCAUCGAGCCACAGACGCGCCUGUAUGAAAUGCUCAAGGGCGGUGCUUGGCCUCACCCCCACCGUACCGACAGAUGUGUUGCGAACAGAUGUAUUCCUCACCACCCUGACCAUCAUCCUCCGGCACAGUUGUGUUUACUGACACGAAACUCACUGGUAGUUUCUUUUUACAAUUUGCCUAUCUGUAAAUGGCACCAUGGCUCUUCUUACCUGACAUGUGGAGUGCCACUUGGCUUCGCAGCGGCUCGCCUCAUUUUCUUCUAAACAAACUUUGUGCGAUUAGUGCUGCCAACUCUUGGCAUCUCAUCUGCUUGUCAAAACAUGUGUGAGUGUUGACAAGACAUAUGCAACGAGAUUAACAGGGUGUACACGGCGAACCUUUGCUAGAAACCACACCAUACUUCUGUCCGCUGCCACUUGAGGCAGACUAAACAUGAUGUUGGUACCUGUAAGAUCUUAUUAGCAACUGCUUUGGCAGGAUUUCCCAAAAUGUUGUUAGGGUACAGCUGGACAGCCAUGCAUGGCAGACAUGGCUUGGCCUCAGCUGCAUCAAUCACCAUGGUGACUGUAUUGGGUUUUGCAUUGAAUGACUCAUUCAAGUGUAUUGUUCUGCAUGGCAUUCGGCAUUACACCGAGCAUUCGCAAGAUGAGUGGUAAUAGACAGUUGUGCAUUGACAAUGAUAUGUUAGAAGAGAGACAUUUUAAAUAUGUUUGUACCAAAUCUACAGAGAGUGAAAUGUCACAUUGCAACCAUUUUCUUGACGUGGUCAGUCCAGCACAAUCGCACCUGGCUACUUCCGCCCGUCAUGAGCUCAAUGUGUUCCCACCUUCUGAAUCUGACUGCGUUUCAGUCUGGCGUCCUUGUUUCAAGCAGUGUGUGUUGUUUUAAGUGGUCUUACUUCUGUACACAGUAUUUGCUAUGGCAUGCAGUUGUGAUAGUUCCAUCUGCGGGCCCUGCAGACAACAUCGGCAUUAAUGACAUCCCACUGUAUGGCCCGACAUGGCUGUAGUGUUUUAUCCCUGGCCUGUCCCAGUGAAGAGCAUGCAUGCAAGCGCACAUUACAAGUCAGCCGAAAUGCGUGCUCACAUUUCCCGCAUUGUAGGCAUUCCUCUGUUCUUAAACCAAGCCUGCAGGUGCAGGCUUCAGAACUUGUGGUCUACUCUUAAUCUGUAGCUCACUGUUUGCUGUGAUGCAAGCCAUUUUGUUGUCGCACAAACUAGACGAGGCAUGCUCGCCCGCCCUGCAUAUUGUGUUCAUGCUGUGUGGCGAAACAGCACACCAAAGAUUGCAACUGCAUGCAUUUGCUACUGCCAUUGGAAAGCGGUGCUGUCUGUUUUUUGUAUGUAAUGCCUGCACAUCACAGUUUGGUUGUUUAGAGCUCAAAAUUUUAACACCGAGCUUUUGAAUUUCUGAACAUAUGCAUCUGUGUUGGCGAGGUCCAACUGCCCCAAGUUAUUGCUAUGUUAACCAGAAGUCUCUCAACAGUUCUCUUAUAUUGCUGAAAAGAAACCUGGCAGUGAACCUACUGCCCUUGCAACCUCAUUUGUUCAUUGUGCAAGUUCAGGCAGACAAGCUAGCAUGUGAAAGUUAUUCGCUGUAAUGUGUUUCAGAUACAUAUUUUUGUCUGUUUCUUGUCAACAUCAGGUAUGUACAUUUUCGUUGAGGCAACAUUUCACAGCAAGA
Molecule: messenger RNA, 2448 nt
Organism: Dermacentor albipictus
Lineage: Eukaryota; Metazoa; Arthropoda; Arachnida; Ixodida; Ixodidae
Product: ADP-ribosylation factor-like protein 15
Molecular function (GO): GTPase activity; GTP binding
Source: RefSeq, a predicted model, not a curated record